CAACUUUCGAGAUCCCCGACUAACGACUCAGCUUUCUAUAGAAUCCAUUCUCGAAUCACAUAGCGAUCAUGUCUUCAGAACAACUCAGCGCUGGCUCACUCUUCAGCCUCAAUGGCCUUGUCGCGGUCGUGACAGGCGGAGGUUCAGGCAUCGGCCUCAUGUUCGUCAAGGCGUUACUCCAGAAUGGUGCCGCAAAGGUCUACAUCGCUGGUCGAAGGAAGGAAAAGCUCGAUGAAGUCGCCAGCUCAUUGGGCGACAAGGUCGUUGGGGUUCAGUGCGACGUCACCUCCAAGUCAGAUCUGCAGAACAUGGUCUCUCAGAUUGAGAAGGACAUUGGGUACGUCAACCUGUUGGUGUGCAACUCUGGUAUUGGAGGACCUCAGGUGAAGCCAAUUACUCCCGAAACAACCUUGGAAGAAUGGGCCAAGUCCAACUUUGACACUGAUUUCGGCGAUUAUGUCAACACUUUCGCCAUCAAUACCGCGUCGGUUUGGUUCACCAGCAUGGCUUUUCUCCCACUUCUAAAGAAGGGCAACGAGAAGGGAAAUGUCGAGCAGACGUCACAAGUCAUUGUUACCAGCUCCAUCGCCGCAUUCAACAAGAAAGCCCCCGGCGGUUGGGCAUACGGGCAGUCCAAGGCUGGAGCUGUUCUAGCAGCCAAGCAGCUUGCCGUUGCCCUUCCCCAGUGGAAUAUCAGAGCCAACUGCAUUGCUCCUGGAUUAUUCCCCAGCGAGAUGUCAGAACCAAUUGUCAAGAUGUAUACCGACGAGUCAGGACAGCCUGGUGCCGUGCCAACGUCAAUGGCACCGCUUCGAAGAAUGGGAGAUGAGAAGGAUAUGUCAGGAACUUUUCUAUAUCUAGCAUCUCGGGCGGGUGGAUAUUGUAACGGCACAGUUAUAGUCGUCGAUGGCGGUCGCUUGAGUAACUUUCCGACCACGAAUUAGGACAAGUUCUUGGAUCGCAGGACAAGAUACAUUAAGUACAAAGCUA
Molecule: messenger RNA, 990 nt
Organism: Fusarium oxysporum Fo47
Lineage: Eukaryota; Fungi; Ascomycota; Sordariomycetes; Hypocreales; Nectriaceae
Product: SDR family NAD(P)-dependent oxidoreductase
Exons: 3
Coding region: 69-944 (291 amino acids)
Source: RefSeq, a predicted model, not a curated record